Penicillium bovifimosum is the source of this 597-nucleotide messenger RNA. RefSeq lists its product as uncharacterized. NCBI's taxonomy places the organism in Eukaryota, Fungi, Ascomycota, Eurotiomycetes, Eurotiales, Aspergillaceae. The transcript is spliced from 2 exons. The coding region runs from base 1 to 597 and encodes 198 amino acids. The record is from RefSeq and is a predicted model, not a curated record.
AUGGCGAAUGCCUUGCUUCAGCCUGGUACGCCCCAAGGCUCUCCGCUGUCACCCGUCCUCUUCAUCCUGUUUGCAAUUGUGACGUCGUUAUACAGGAGACUGAGCAGCAUCAGCGGCCUAGCCACAAUCGGUUUCGCGGACGACACAAAUCUCCUGGCGUUCGGGAAAGACACUACGACCUGUUGUGGGAUCUUGGAGCACGCCUACAGGGUCUGUGAUGAGUGGGCCAAGGAAAGAGGUAUGAGAUUUGGGCCAGAGAAAAGCGAGCUGAUCCACUUUACCAGGACGCGUCUUCUCCGAACGGAAGGAGUCCGCAUCCUCGAAGAGGGCCGGGCUACCCUGGCCCCUGUUGAGCCAGCUCGAUUUCUCGGAGUUUGGCUCGAUCGGAAGUUCUCUUUCAAAUACCACGUCAAGAGGGUUCGCGUCAAACUGGAGACUCAAUCCCGGGCGCUUACCCGGCUCUCCAGCAAAACCUGGGGGGUUCGUGUCUCUAAGUCGAGGGAUAUCUACACUAAGAGUAUCCGAAGUGUGAUGGAGUACGGUGCCAGCGCGUGGCACUCACUGUUACGGCAUGUGGACCUGACACCACCUGCCUAA